Messenger RNA from Protobothrops mucrosquamatus (brown spotted pit viper), 1584 nucleotides. RefSeq names its product mitogen-activated protein kinase 1-like. Gene Ontology annotation, molecular function: MAP kinase activity; ATP binding. Gene Ontology annotation, biological process: protein phosphorylation; intracellular signal transduction. Lineage: Eukaryota; Metazoa; Chordata; Lepidosauria; Squamata; Viperidae. The transcript is spliced from 9 exons. The record is from RefSeq and is a predicted model, not a curated record. Gene Ontology annotation, cellular component: nucleus; cytoplasm. Bases 62 to 1192 code for a protein of 376 amino acids.
UGUCGGUUCCGGGUAAAGCGGGGAUAGGAGCGGCUGCGGGAGCUUCUUGAUUAGAUCAGCCAUGGCUGCAGCGGCGGCGACAGCGGCCCCGGGCGGGGCGGGAGCCGUGCCGGUGCCUGGAGUGCCAAGGCUGGGAGUGGAGACAGUAAAAGGACAGGCAUUUGACGUGGGACCACGUUAUACGGACCUGCAGUACAUCGGCGAGGGGGCGUACGGCAUGGUCUGCUCGGCAUAUGAUCACAUCAACAAGAUCCGAGCUGCGAUCAAAAAGAUCAGUCCUUUUGAGCACCAGACAUACUGCCAACGCACACUGCGAGAGAUCAAGAUACUUCUGCGCUUCAAGCAUGAAAAUGUCAUUGGCAUUAAUGACAUUCUUCGUGCACCCACCAUUGAUCAGAUGCGUGAUGUAUAUAUAGUUCAGGAUUUGAUGGAGACGGAUCUCUAUAAGCUUCUGAAGACCCAGCAGCUCAGCAACGACCAUAUCUGCUACUUUCUCUAUCAGAUUCUUCGAGGGCUGAAAUACAUUCACUCUGCCAAUGUGCUUCAUAGGGAUUUGAAGCCCAGCAAUCUUCUCAUCAACACCACAUGUGACCUGAAGAUCUGUGAUUUUGGCUUAGCCCGAAUUGCUGAUCCAGACCACGAUCACACAGGAUUCUUAACAGAGUAUGUUGCCACUCGCUGGUAUCGAGCUCCUGAAAUCAUGCUUAAUUCCAAGGGCUACACUAAGUCCAUUGAUAUAUGGUCAGUGGGUUGCAUCUUGGCUGAGAUGCUGUCAAAUCGACCUAUCUUUCCUGGCAAGCACUAUCUGGACCAGCUGAACCACAUCCUGGGUAUUUUGGGUUCCCCAUCUCAGGAUGACCUGAAUUGCAUCAUCAACACGAAGGCUCGCAAUUAUCUCCAGUCAUUGCCUCAAAAGCCCAAAGUUCCUUGGGCCAAACUGUUCCCAAAGGCGGAUCCCAAAGCUCUGGACCUGCUGGAUAAAAUGUUGACCUUUAACCCCAAUAAGCGUAUCACAGUGGAGGAGUCUUUGGCGCACCCUUACCUCGAGCAGUACUACGACCCCUCAGAUGAGCCAGUUGCUGAGGAACCGUUCAGGUUCGAUAUGGAACUGGAUGACUUGCCCAAAGAGAAGCUGAAAGAACUGAUAUUUGAAGAAACUGCACGAUUCCAGCCUGCCUAUCAAGGGCCCUGAGAGCCUGUUCAGGCCAGUGGCAGGUCGCUGCUUCACCGGGAGAUGAUUCGGGACUGUACCCAGCUCCCCCUUUGGAAUGUUGAGGGGAGCACAAGAUUCAGGGGUACCAACUCCAGGGUGCCCCUGUAGACUUGCUGUACAACUGCGCUUUGCUACGUGGCUGUGAACCCUGGUAACCCAUCUCUGGACCUCCUUAAUGUGAUGUGUUGGGGUGAGACCCUGGUGCCCAGGUUGGGGAAGGGGGGGCUGCUCCCUCCGUAUUGGAGGGAAAAGAAAGCAGUCUCCCAUCCCUUUAUCCCUUUUCAAAGCAACGAAAGGGGCGUCAUCUCCUUUUUUGGCAUUUUACUGUCUUUGUUAAUGAGUUAAUAAACUAAUCCUAUUUUAGCAGGGCC